UUUUCUUUCUGUUUUAGCCCCUCCAUGAUUCAUAAAAAAUGUUGAUUUAUAGGUAGAUUAAUUCAACAAGUUUGCAAAUGAUACUUUAAUUUAAGAAAAAAUUAUUAUAUUUUUUUAAUUAAAUAAAUAGAAAUUUUUUAAUCAGAACUAAAUUAGUAAAUUUGCUGAUCUUUCUGUUGAAAGCUUGAAAUGCUCUUUGUGAUAACUUCUUCGAAAAGCAUUUUAUUUUAUCCAUACACGAAAUGACACGUGUAUGGUGGAUAUAACACCGAAUCUUUCUCUUCUUCUAUAAAUAGUGGCCAUUCCCUUUGUUCAAAUCACACAGCACAUAAAGCAUCAGAAGAAGAAGAAGAAAAACAAAUUACAAAUUUUAAAUCAAAGAGAAGUAAGAGAAGCAAUGGCAGGUUCUAACUGUGGAUGUGGUUCCGGUUGCAAAUGUGGUGACUCUUGCAGUUGCGAGAAGAACUACAACACGGAGUGCGACAACUGCAGCUGUGGAUCAAACUGCAGCUGUGGGUCAAACUGCAGCUGUUAAAUUAAUUGUGGUCUUAACCACAAAUAUGCAGGAAAACUGGGGAGAUAAUGUGUUUAAUCUUAAGAGAUAUGUGUGUGUUUGAAAUAAAGACUUUGCAUUGUGUUGCGUAAUAACUCUCUUAACCUUGACGUUUUCCUGCUUUGUAUUUUUCUUUGUGUUGAUGGUGUGAUAGUGUAAUGUUUCCAUUUGUAACCUAAGAAAAAAAAUUAAAUAUAUUUGACUUUUGUGAUUAUUAUGAUUUUUUUUUAAAAAAGAAUUUUAAAAUGAACAAUUAUUUAAUUGUUUUUAGUUUUCGGCGCUCCAUCCCAAUAAACUAAUUCAAUAUACAAUCCGAAAUUUUAUGGACCAAUUCGAGUUGACAAAAAAAAAAGGACCAAUUCGGAAACCGAAUAAAAUAAAGUGUUCAAUUGUAAAUUAGUAGAGAAUGUUAUCUUAUUAGAGUCAACAAAAAAAGAAGAGAUUUUGCUAACAUUGAAGAGAUGGGAAAAUAAAGAAAAUACAAAUACUAAACAUCAUGUGCUUAUGGGGCUUUAUAUCUUGAAAGUUUUGGACCAUCAACACAUUUUGAUGUUAUAGAUGUUUACGGGACCAGUAAGGACCCAAAAACAAAGUAACCAUGAUGAGAUCCAUUAUUGCGUUGAUGAGGCAACGUGAAAAUUUCGUUCAGGCAAUACGUCGAACAACUUGCGUGGCAUCUUCGCCUGCGGUGGAACAAACCAAUUUCCAAGCCUCGAGCUUUCUCACUACCUUCAUUUCUCCGGCGAAAUUUCCGGACGAGACAUGCAGCGGGUCGGACGGAGACGAAGAGCCCAACAAGUGUUUGUCUCUGAGGAUCGAGACGCUCCCGAAAGGCGUAACUGUUGGGUCUGCUUUGCAGAGCUGGAUGGGCGAUGGGUUUCCAGUUCACGGCGGAGACGUUUAUCACGCCAUUAAUCGAUUGAGGAAGCUCGGAAGAAACAAACGCGCCCUUGAGUUGAUGGAGUGGGUAAUCAGAGAGAGACCAUACCGUCCCGGCGAGCUAGAAUACUCAUACUUGCUGGAAUUCACAGUCAAGCUUCACGGCAUCUCGCAAGGCGAAAAGCUCUUUACCCGUGUCCCUCAAGAGUUUCAGAACGAGCUUCUCUACAACAACCUCGUGAUCGCUUGCUUAGACCAAGGUGUCGUAAGGCUUGCACUCGCGUACAUGAAGAAGAUGAGAGAACUCGGUCACCGUACAUCCCAUCUGGUCUACAACCGUCUUAUAAUUCGCAACUCAACUCCCGGACGAAGAAAGCUCAUCGCGAAAGACCUUGCGCUCAUGAAAGCCGACAAGGCCACUCCUCAUGUCUCGACGUAUCAUAUCUUGAUGAAGCUGGAGGCUAAUGAACAUAACAUCGACGGUGUGCUAAAGGCUUUUGAAAGUAUGAAGAAAGCGGGAGUUGAGCCGAAUGAGGUUUCUUACUGUAUAUUGGCUAUGGCACAUGCCGUUGCGAGAUUGUAUACAGUUGCUGAAGCUUAUACCGAGGAAAUAGAGAAAUCCAUCACUGGGGAUAAUUGGUCGACCUUGGAUAUAUUGAUGAUCCUGUACGGGCGUUUAGGCAAAGAAAAGGAGCUAGAAAGAGCGUGGAGUGUCAUCCAAGGGUUUCACCACGUUAGAUCCAAGAGUUACUUGCUGGCAACCGAAGCGUUUGCGCGAGUAGGGAACCUAGAUAGAGCUGAAGAGAUGUGGUUGGAGAUGAAGAACGUGAGAGGGCUUAAAGAAACAGAGCAAUUCAACUCUCUGCUAUCGGUUUACUGCAAGGACGGGUUGAUAGAGAAAUCAAUCGGUGUAUUCCGCGAGAUGAUGGGAAAUGGGUUUAAGCCUAAUUCCAUAACGUAUAGGCAUCUGGCUCUCGGAUGUGCUAAAGCCAACCUGAUGAAAGAAGCUCUGAAAAACAUCGAAAUGGGUUCGAAUGUAACGACGAGCAAAAGCGUAAGAAGCUCAACGCCGUGGCUGGAGACGACUCUAUCGAUGGUUGAGUGUUUUGCAGAGAAAGGUGAUGUGGAGAACUCAGAGAAACUGUUUGAAGAGCUGAAGAAUGCAAAGUAUAAUAGGUAUGCAUUUGUGUACAACGCUCUGUUUAAGGCUUAUGUGAAGGGUAAAGUCUAUGAUCCUAAUCUGUUCAAGAGGAUGGUCCUUGGUGGAUCUAGGCCUGAUGCUGAGUCAUACAGCUUGUUGAAACUUGUUGAACAGUACAAGUCCUGACUCUUAUCAAAAUCUGCUGCAAUUUUGUUUUGAGGGUAAAUCUGAUCUGCUUCCUAAUUUAACCCGAAGUGUUUAAAAUAGCCUUAAAUAGGAUAUCAAUUAUUCAAUUUUAAUGGAUAAGGAAACAGAUAAUCUACGAGAUUAAGAUAAAUAGAUAAUUGAUCAACGAGGCUGACUGUGAUAAAACUAAGAUUAAACUAAAAAGUGCGUUUAGACUGAUUUUACAAGAAAGAAAUCAUUUUUCAUAAAUAUAUUUAUCACCAGAAAUCUUCUUCUUUAAUCCCUCCCGCCCAUCAUCUUCCUCUCUGUUAAACUAAAAACUAAAGUUGUUAAUCCGUUUCUUGUAGUUAAUCACACGAACUUAUUUAGUUAAUAUAAUAUAAAAACAGCCAAAUUUCGAUCCAUCAAUCUUCACGGAGGACACCGAUCGGAUUUUAAAACAACAUCAGAAAUGGAUAUACGCUGUUGCGUUUUCUCUGCUGCUUCCUCGGUGGCGGGAAUGGCAACGGAGAGCGAAGCGCUCGCAUUGAGGCUUCUCUGCAUCGUCUUCUUCUUCGGCUCGGUUUUGUUGCUAUGUUACUUCAUAUACCCGAAACUGCCGAAGGGGGCAGCCGGAGAUGAGGAAUCCGGCGAUCCUCUCCCGCCGGCGAUGAUACUGGUGAAGGAAUGGAAGAAAGGCCGCGGGGAUGAAGGCGGGAUCACGACGGAGGUUUGCGUGAUCUGUUUGGAGGAGUUUCGGAAAAACGACGCCGUUAGGGUUCUAGUGAGAUGCAGGCACGUGUAUCACGUGCGGUGUAUAGAUUCUUGGUGUUUGCAUAAGUUGGCAUGUCCGGUUUGCAGAGCUCCGUUCCGGUUAUUCGGUGAAUGGUGAUUAGUUUACGAUUUAUGUUUGGUAUACAAUCGGUGAAUGAGUAAUUUGUACAUACAUACUUAGAAAAUAAUCAAAAUCUGUGUUUUAUUCAGCGUUGGAUUGUCAUGAUAGUUAUUAGUUAAGGUUUUUAUUCGUAUAAUGAAGAAGUAACUUCGGUCAAGACCUGGCAUUAGACAUUAGGGUAACAUUUAUAAGAAAUUGUUAAGAUUAUAUAGGAUUUAAGUUGGAUAACAUAACAGGUCAGUAACUAAUAACUACUUCCUCACGGGCUCAAAGCAAGCCGCGUAAGUUGGUUGGAUCGAGCCGUGGAAAAAAAAAGCAAUGAAUCUGCGCGGCAACCACGUGGCAGACAUGCUUUCAAGUGGACGUUGGACCUUUGUCUCUGUAGGUCGGUCGGUCCUACCAAAGGGUCAAAACAUAUAAAAAGUCAAACCGUCUAAUAUUCGUUCACACGGUCACAUCCAAAGAGACAAAUUGUAAAAUACUAAAACAAUCAGAAUACACUUCCUUCGCUUUUGUCCUCUCAUUUACAAAACAAAAAUCUUUACUGUCGAUUUAUGUAUGUUUUAUUUAAACGGAAUCAGUAUGCUAUAUUCUCCCUCCAUUUUAACAAGAAUUUGACGUGUUCGCUUCCUCUAAAUUAUUAGAGAGUUCGUAACUAUUUCUGUCGAGGAAUCAUUUCAAAAUAUGAUCUCAAUUUGUUUUAAUACAAUAAUGACUACUUGUGUUAGUCGCUCUUGCGAUAUAUGCAUAUCAGCCAAAUUUUGUCUGUUCAUAUAUAUUAAUAUAUUACUAAUGGGCUGAACCACUGAGUGAAUGUGGGCCUCUGUUUGAAGUUUAGGUUUAUUAUCUGCAAUUAAUCCAAAGUGAAAGUGAAAGAUGGUCAAGAACCAAAAGCCGGAAGGUAAAAGCAAUGGAGGGGGAAUACAAAUCAACAACGGGGGCCAUUACCGUGGUCCGUGGACUUUACAAUAAUUAGAUGAGA
Molecule: messenger RNA, 4615 nt
Organism: Thlaspi arvense
Lineage: Eukaryota; Viridiplantae; Streptophyta; Magnoliopsida; Brassicales; Brassicaceae
Source: the annotation of a GenBank genome assembly